This is a messenger RNA of Leopardus geoffroyi (Geoffroy's cat), 3522 nucleotides long. It is a transcript of the gene TRAPPC13, whose product is annotated as trafficking protein particle complex subunit 13. Lineage: Eukaryota; Metazoa; Chordata; Mammalia; Carnivora; Felidae. Gene Ontology annotation, cellular component: TRAPPIII protein complex. Bases 657 to 1892 code for a protein of 411 amino acids. The transcript has 12 exons. The record is from RefSeq and is a predicted model, not a curated record.
GACGCCGGGCACGGCUGGGCUGACCUCAGAGCUCCUCCUGUCAGUCCCUAGCUCUUGGGAAGCCGAUCCCUGUGUAUGAACGGUUUGCUGUUUUUAUUGCUGUUAUUUAGGAGACUGAAGUAUGGAAGGAAUAAAAUUAAAGAAAGAAAAAAGAAAGGAUAAAACAAGAAGUAAAAUUUUGGAGUGAAACUCCCGUUUUAGAAACGAUCGCUUCCUAAUUGCAGAAUAGACGUGAGGACUUCGGGAGACUACAUCUCCCUGCAUGCAGUGCGGUUUUUGUUUAAACUACAAAUCCCAGGAUGCCACACUAGGUGUUUUUUUUGUUGUUUUUUUUUUCCCUCUACUCCGCCAUGUAGUCAUCUGUGGGGUUAUGUACUGUCAGCGAGGAGUGGUUUCUGGAAGACGCUAUGUGUGAUUUGUGGCUGGAAAACAGAGAAGUAUUUUAUGUAUAAAUCGCUAAGAAAUAAGAGAUGGCUUUGGUGAAAAGAAGCCGUUGAGUACCUAAAGGACGUCGUAAGAAGAGAAUUUAAGGCACUACCAGCAGAAACUGUUGGGAGUGCAUUCGAUCUUCCCGAACGUACGCUUUACUGUUUUCUUCCGGGCUGCUUUGAACCUACCCAGCUGCCGUAGGCAGUGGGUCGAAAGUGCCGUUCAAAAUGGAAGUGAAUCCCCCCAAACAGGAGCACCUGCUGGCCCUGAAAGUGAUGCGGUUAACUAAACCUACUUUAUUCACCAAUAUUCCAGUAACAUGUGAAGAAAAGGACUUACCUGGAGAUCUCUUUAACCAACUCAUGAGAGAUGAUCCUUCAACCGUAAAUGGUGCAGAAAUUUUAAUGUUGGGAGAAAUGUUGACUUUACCACAGAAUUUUGGGAAUAUAUUUUUGGGAGAGACCUUUUCCAGUUAUAUCAGCGUUCAUAAUGAUAGCAAUCAAGUUGUUAAAGAUAUAUUAGUAAAAGCUGAUCUUCAGACAAGUUCUCAGCGUUUAAAUCUUUCAGCCUCCAAUGCUGCAGUGGCUGAACUUAAACCUGAUUGUUGUAUUGAUGAUGUCAUACAUCAUGAAGUAAAGGAAAUUGGAACACACAUCCUGGUGUGUGCAGUGAGCUAUACAACUCAGGGUGGAGAAAAAAUGUAUUUUAGAAAAUUCUUCAAAUUUCAGGUUCUCAAACCAUUGGAUGUGAAAACCAAAUUUUAUAAUGCAGAGACUGAUGAAGUAUUUCUCGAAGCCCAGAUUCAGAAUAUUACAACCUCACCCAUGUUUAUGGAGAAAGUUUCACUGGAGCCAUCUAUAAUGUACAACGUAGCAGAAUUAAAUUCAGUCAGCCAAGCUGGAGAAUGUGUAACUACAUUUGGGUCAAGAGCUUAUUUGCAACCAAUGGAUACACGCCAGUAUUUGUACUGCCUAAAACCCAAGAAGGAGUUUGCAGAAAAAGCAGGCAUCAUUAAAGGAGUAACAGUAAUUGGAAAACUGGAUAUAGUGUGGAAAACAAAUCUAGGUGAAAGGGGAAGAUUACAGACCAGCCAGCUUCAACGAAUGGCUCCAGGUUAUGGAGACGUUAGGUUGUCUUUGGAGGCAAUCCCUGAUACUGUAAACCUAGAAGAACCUUUUCAUAUUACCUGUAAAAUAACAAACUGCAGUGAAAGGACUAUGGAUCUGGUUUUGGAAAUGUGCAAUACCAAUUCUAUCCACUGGUGUGGCAUUUCAGGAAGACAGCUUGGAAAGCUACAUCCAAGUUCCUCUCUCUGCCUUGCCCUUACUCUCCUGUCUUCAGUACAGGGACUGCAGAGUGUCUCCGGCUUAAGACUAACUGACACGUUCUUAAAGAGAACAUAUGAAUAUGAUGACAUCGCACAGGUCUGUGUGGUAUCUUCGGCCAUCAAAGUGGAGAGCUGAAGAAAAUUUCCAGUGUUCUGCUUUUCAUUGAGUUUAACAGAACUUUCUGUAUUUCUGUCACCUUUGUGAAAUGAUCGAGUCUACAACAAAAAUAAGUAUCUAUUAUUUAAAUUUCUUUCCUGCAAAAGCUAAAAUAUUAAAUAUUUGUUUGAAAACAGCCAUCUACUGAUUUUAUCUUAUGAGUUAUAUUCUAAAAGAAUAUUUGUACAUUUUCUAUACAUCUCCUAUUUGAUUUCAUUUCUCACCACUGGACUUUGUUCUCCAAAAGCUCUGUAUUUGAGGCCAUUUACCCCUAGCAAGUAUCUGGAACAGGGGUUAGCAAACAUUUUAUGUAAAGGGACAGAUACUAAAUAUUUGUCUUUGCAGGGAAUGUGGUUUCUGUUGAAAAUUCUUAGCUCUGCUGUUAUAGUAGGAGAGCAGCCAGUAGGCAAAAAGAACACAGCAGUAUUUACAAAAACAGGCAACUGGCCAGAUUUGGCCCGCAGGCCAUAGUUUGCUGACCUUGACUUAGAAUAUAGAACUGUUUCUUAAAACUUUAGAUUAUUAUAAUACUUUAUUUAAAACUUUUCAAUUAGUCCAUUUUUCCCCUAACUCCUCAGUCAGCAGAAAAAGUUGAAAACUAUAGUAAAAAUAAUAAGUAAAUAAAACAACUAGAGUAGUCCCCGUGUAACCUUAUAUUGCAAACACAGUAUGAGUUCUCCUAGUGUUUUCAAAGUUACUAUAUUUGUAUGUAUCUGUUUGUAUGUACAUAUAAACAGAUCUAAAUUUCAGUUACUAACAGCAGAUAAGAAUUGGCUUAAUUUCUCGGAUUGUUGAUUACUCUAUUAACUUUUAACUAAGAAACCUGAUAAUUUUCUAACUCAAAGCCAGAAAGUUCCAGGGUUUUUUUUCAUAUUGAAAAACAAGUGACUUAUUUUCAUAAGGCAUAUUGAAAGGAUUUCUACCUUCUGAUAUUUGAUUUUGAACUCUAAGUCAUGCAUUACUACUACAAAACUAUCUGUAGAUGUAAUCACACUAAUUUACUUAUGUCAGGAACAAAACAGUGAGAAAGUUAAUAUUGUAAACAACUUUGAGGGGCUCCUGAGCGGCCCAGUCGGCUAAGUGUCCAACUUCAGCUCAGGUCAUGAUCUCGAGGUCUGUGAGUUCAAGUCCCAUGUGCGGCUCUGUGCUGACAGCUCAGAGCCUGGAGCCUGCUUUGGAUUCUGUGUCUUCUUCUCUGUCUGCCCCUCUCCCGCUUUUGCUCUCUCUCUCAAAAACAAAUAAAAACAUUUUUUUUAAAAAGAUUGUAAACAACUUUGCAACAUGAAUAUAGUAAGUUUCAAUAUUUUGUAAGGACAACAAAAGCUUAUGCUGUUAAAUAAAAACUUAUUUUGGUAAGUUGAAAUUCAAGAAUGUAUAUAGAAUCGCUUAACUGUUAGAGGUAUUAAGUCAAAUACAAAAAUUUGUUUUUCUUAAAUGCAUAAUUAUUUAUUGCCAUGACAAAUUAUUUGGUCCAAAGUGAAAGCUAUAUUCAGAAUGAGAUUUGCCCCUUAAGUUGCACUAAUAAUGAAAUCUGUGCAAAAUAAAGUAAAAGCAGUGUAAAGUUGAAGUCUGUCUUCCAGAAUAAGACUGAUUAAAUGAUAAGACUUGA